AGCCAAACAGUUGCGUCUCCAUCUGGCUGCCAACCCACCCAAGCUUUCUUCUCCUCCACCGCCGCCGCCACCUUCCUCCUCCCCGCUCCUUCCCCUCCUUUCCAUCUUCCCUCUCCACCCCCGCCCCCAAUCUCCUCCUCUUUUUCUCACUAAAAACGGUUGCUGCUGCUGAAGCCGAGCGUCACUUGGGCUCCCACCGCAGACAUGGCGACAUUGACAGUGGUCCAGCCGCUCACUCUGGACAGAGAUGUUGCCAGAGCCAUUGAAUUACUGGAAAAACUACAGGAAUCCGGAGAAGUCCCAGUGCACAAGCUACAAUCCCUUAAGAAAGUGCUUCAGAGUGAGUUCUGUACUGCUAUUCGAGAGGUGUAUCAAUAUAUGCAUGAAACGAUAACUGUUAAUGGCUGUCCCGAAUUCCGUGCCAGGGCCACAGCAAAGGCAACAGUUGCAGCUUUUGCUGCUAGUGAAGGCCACUCCCACCCUCGGGUAGUCGAACUGCCAAAGACUGAUGAAGGCCUUGGUUUUAACGUGAUGGGAGGAAAGGAGCAAAAUUCUCCCAUUUAUAUCUCUCGCAUCAUUCCUGGAGGGGUGGCUGAAAGACACGGAGGCCUCAAAAGAGGAGACCAGCUGCUAUCAGUGAAUGGAGUGAGUGUAGAAGGCGAACACCAUGAGAAAGCUGUGGAACUCCUCAAGGCUGCUAAGGACAGCGUCAAGCUGGUGGUGCGGUACACCCCGAAGGUCCUGGAAGAAAUGGAGGCUCGCUUUGAGAAGCUACGGACAGCCCGGCGUCGGCAGCAGCAGCAACUGCUAAUUCAGCAGCAGCAACAGCAGCAGCAGCAACAAGCGCAGCAGAACCACAUGUCAUAGGUCCUUGAAGUAAAGCUACUUGAUCAAACAUCCGAUAGUCACAAAUUUGAAACCGUGCUUCUGAAUCCCAGCACAUAGUAAAAAGAAAAGACAACACUGAUAAUUAUACCUGUCAAGAAGCUGUGAACGCGUGGUGUGUAAAUUCUUUACCAAGGCAACUCGACACCUUCUUUAUCUGGGCUGAACCCGGGCUGCUCGCUGCUCUUCACACACACAGACCUUCCAUUCACUGCAGUGGGAAUUCUGUGUGCCAGUGGAGAGGUUUUCCAGUCUGCAGACUGAAACAGUGCAAGAAUAAAGUCCAUGACUUUCAGAUUAAUCACCAGGGCCAGGAUUAAGUAAACCUUGGGUCUAUAGCUUUUCCAGAGAUGAACAAAACCCUCAUUAGGCUAUAGUUCAAACUGCAUCAGUUCAAUAUUGUCGCCACUUAAAACCUACACAUUGCUCCUCACCCUGACCUGUUUCACGUCCAUAUUGCUGAGCUGUCAGAAUUAGAAAUUCAGUUAAUUGCAAAGUCAACAUCUUUCCCCCUCUUGAAAACAAGUAAUUAUACUAUAUUUAUACUCUCUUCAGGUUCCUGAAGCAAUUGGCUUUUUGUUUUGUUUCCUUGAAUUUUAUUAUGCAUUAAUAGAGUAGGCCGAUAUAGCUCAACUUUUAGUUUGCUAGAAGCAAGGAUAGAGAAAUCAAGUAGUGUAUUUUUUUUUUAAUUUAAGCAUUGCUUGUAUCUAUUAUUAAUUCUAACAGAAUAUAAUGUAUAUUUAUUCCACAAAAUAUAUAUUAUGAGAGUGUAUUUGUUACAAACUUAGGUCUUUCCUUACCAAAUAUUAUGAAUCUGGUAGGAGAUCAUUGUUAGCAAAGGACCUGGUUUCAUGAACCUCAUAUGAUAUUUAUAUAUAACCCUGCACUCAAUAUUAUUUUUUAGGUUUUAUAUUUUUGAUUGAUAAGCUCUAGAGAAAUCUACGCUCUUUCUACCUACACUGAUGUGCCGUCAUAGAAGUCUAUUUGAUAUUUUAAAGCUUGCAGCUUUAACAAAAACUAAAUUAUAAUACGUGUGCAUAUAUAUACAAAUAUGUAUGUCAUACAAAGUUUACAUAAGUUUCUUCAAAUAUAAAAUGGAUAUUUUUGUCAAUCUAAGAUCCAAAGUAUUAUUCCUUUUAAAAUUAGGCAUAUGUGAACCAGUGAUAAUAAUAUUGUAAAUGAAAAGAUACUGCUGCUUCUAGGGGGUAAAGAUACCGCCUUCAUUCCAUGAUUCAUGUAAGUAAAUAGACAAUGAGAUAAUCACCUUUCAGAAACUAUAAUUUACUGGGAAAUGAUCUGUUAGAGCCACAUAUACAGAUGAUAACUUUUGACUUAUGGUAAACCUAGGCAUAUAAGUCUGAUUUUUCUCUAUGGAAUGAAUAGGAAGCAAUAAUUAUUUGGGUACUUAAAUAUCUUAAGCACACAAAUGUACCUGGAAAAAGAAUACAUAUCCAGUUGAAGUAUUCUAGAUCAUUAAAACCGAAGCAAGUAUUUGAAUAUUCCCUCUUCUCAAAUGCAGAAAUUGAUCACCAAAGAUAAAAUAGAAUUCACAUUUCAGACAGUCCUCCAAAUUAAAAAUCUGUAAAGCUCAGUUUAGGAACUGUUUUCAUGAAAAUAAACGAAUCAGAAUUCCUCUACACAUAUUAGUUUGCCCUGUCAGGUGAUGAUGUUGUCAAUGCCAAGUUCUGCCCACUCUUCAUAGCCCAUCACCCAACAGAGGAUAAACAGCAAGGAAACUAGGAGGUGCACCAACUUCAACAAGAUUCUGCUGUAGUAACAGAUUCUCAGGCUUGAAAACAUCAUUUUUUUUACUAGAUAAAGCUGGGUGGAAGGCAAGACUGAGGACUCUGAAUAUUGUGUAAAAUAGGUUUGCAAAAGAGAUAAGCAUGACUAAAAGGAACAAAUGGAUACUGCUUGAGUAUUAUUCAGUUUGAAAGAGGUAGUUCUCAUUUUUAUAAGAAAAAAUUAAUAAAACAUAUAUUUUAGUUAUUAUUUAACAAAGAAAUAUUAAAGGUAUUCAGGCAAUGCCACUGAUUCUCAGAAAGGGAAGUCAUUGAACCUUUGUAAUGAGGAAAUGGUCAUUUUGACACAUUUUAAUACAUUGUAUAAAUUUGGAGCUUAAGGUAUGUUUUUAUUUAGCUGUAUUUGGUUAAUGUUAAAUUAUCAUGUUUUAACAUCAAUAUAAAUAUUUUCAUGGAAUUACAGAACAAUUAACAAAUGAGCAGAUACCUUCCAUUUGUGUUUUCUAGAAGUCCUUGUAUUUUUGUGCUUCAUUUGCAUAAAGAUAAAUGCUAAUAAAUGUAUGCCAGGCCCUUUGUCACAGUGGAGGGGCAAUCCAUCAUACCCAAGACAUCUAAGGACCGAUUACAUGUCCCAGUGUUCCUGCAUACAAGUGUCCAGUCCAAUGGCCACAUUUUUUCAGUAAAAUCUAGUUGUUGAAAUGUAAAUCUUCCCCUAAAGUUUUAAUCAAAAGUAACUACGCCUAAGACUUAGAGAGGGGAGGGGAAAAAUAAGCGCCCAACUGGCGUGGCUCAGUGGUUGAGCAUCGAUCCGUGAACCAAGAGAUCAUCAGUUUGAUACCUGG
Molecule: messenger RNA, 3469 nt
Organism: Myotis myotis
Lineage: Eukaryota; Metazoa; Chordata; Mammalia; Chiroptera; Vespertilionidae
Gene: LIN7A
Product: lin-7 homolog A, crumbs cell polarity complex component
Exons: 6
Coding region: 205-867 (220 amino acids)
Biological process (GO): maintenance of epithelial cell apical/basal polarity; neurotransmitter secretion; protein localization to basolateral plasma membrane
Cellular component (GO): MPP7-DLG1-LIN7 complex; basolateral plasma membrane; cell-cell junction
Molecular function (GO): L27 domain binding
Source: RefSeq, a predicted model, not a curated record